Molecule: messenger RNA, 2070 nt
Organism: Doryrhamphus excisus (bluestripe pipefish)
Lineage: Eukaryota; Metazoa; Chordata; Actinopteri; Syngnathiformes; Syngnathidae
Gene: elovl1a
Product: ELOVL fatty acid elongase 1a
Biological process (GO): fatty acid elongation, saturated fatty acid; very long-chain fatty acid biosynthetic process; fatty acid elongation, monounsaturated fatty acid
Cellular component (GO): endoplasmic reticulum; endoplasmic reticulum membrane
Molecular function (GO): fatty acid elongase activity
Source: RefSeq, a predicted model, not a curated record
CAGGAAGGUGGAGCUUGCCAUUGAAACAGGGUGUGGUUGUGAAACUUGCCAGCUCUCUGGUAGUACUUUAAAUGGACUCCAACGACUGUGCUCCCAUAGUAAUCACAUCCUCGCUUCCACACAGAGCCUCUUCCACUCACACCUACUAGCCCAUCUUGCAGCUCUUGUUGGAUAUUUGUGCUGCUGGCAGCUGAACUGGAAGCUUUGUUGGCUUCCUGUCUGCCAACCUCCUCAGUGCUGUGCCUGACCCAUUGGCUCCCUUCUUGGGGGUUGAUUGCCUGCCUGCCUGCCUGCCCGCCCGCCCUGGCUUUUACAGCUGCUUCCCCACCAAGAGGAGCUGAGGACUCAGCAGGGGGGUGUUUUAGGAAAACAGGCAAGCAUUCACCAUGCUGCGAGAAGCUGGAUCCAAUAUUUUAGACUUCUACAACGAUCUGCUGUCGAGAUGCGACCCCAGGGUGAAAGACUACCCAUUGGUAACAUGUCCCAUCAAGAUGACCUCCAUACUGGCGACCUAUGUCGUCCUCGCCGUCUACGUGGGACCUCGCCUGAUGGCCAACCGUAAGCCCUUCCACCUGAACACAGCCAUGAUAGUCUACAACUUCAGCAUGGUCCUCCUCAACUCUUUCAUCGUUUAUGAGUUCAUGAUGUCUGGAUGGGCCACCACCUUCACUUGGAAAUGUGACCUUAUUGACCCCUCCAACACGCCACAGGCACUUCGGAUGGUGCGAGUGGCUUGGCUCUUUUAUUUUUCCAAAUUCAUUGAACUCAUCGAUACGGUAUUCUUUGUGUUGAGGAAGAAACAAAACCAGAUCACAUUUCUCCAUGUGUUUCAUCACUCUGUGAUGCCCUGGUCGUGGUGGUGGGGCGUCAUGCUGACUCCUGCUGGAGGAAUGGGCUCCUUCCAUGCAAUGGUCAACGCAGGUGUCCACGUCAUCAUGUACACAUACUACGGGCUCUCUGCCGCCGGACCAAGAUUCCAGAAGUAUUUGUGGUGGAAGAAGUACAUGACUGCCAUUCAGCUUACGCAGUUCGUCCUGGUGUCAGUGCACAUCAGCCAGUACUACUUCAUGGAGAAGUGUGACUACCAGGUGCCCCUGUGGAUCCACCUCAUCUGGAUGUACGGCGUCCUCUUCUUCAUCCUCUUCUCCAACUUCUGGGUGCAGGCCUAUAUCAAGGGGAACAGACUCCCAGACAAAGACCUUAAGAAAAGGCAAAAUGGUUCAGCCGGAGAGAGCAUCAACGUGGUGGCCAAUGGCAAUCACCAACAGCACAAUGGUGACGCACACCACCACCACCACACUAAUGGGAAAGUGCAGCUCGGCAAAGUGAAGGAGAUCUAACGCCACUCUACCACAGCUAUAGAAUAACCAAGUCUAGUCUUUUGUUGAUUCACGUGUUGGGAUAUGAGAUGUUGUGAUGUUUUGCCAGUGAUCUCGUCUCUCUCGCCACACUUGUGUUUGUUGCCACGCAGUGAUGCACACACAUACACACAUGGUGUAUGAAGAUUGGUGCUCCUAUUCUCACAUUUUCUGACAUGAUGAGCCUUAGAAAGAGUAUCACACACUUUCCACUGAAGACUAGCAUGUGUAAAUAACCUUUGCAAAGAUUAUGAUGAAAGAGAAAAAAUAUGCAUUGUAUGUGUCAUAUAUUUAGUUUUUUUUAAUUUAUCUAUCUUUUGAAAUAAAACACAUUUUAGAUAAAGGUCGGUGUCAUUUGGAAAGCAGCCACAGUUCAAGUUUUCAAUAUGUUAAGAAUUUCACUGAAUUGUUUUGUUACUGUAUAUUACAGUGUUGGUGAAUUUUUGCAUGUAUGCAUAACUCAGUAAGGCCACACAAACAUAAACAUGCUCAAUCCAUACUUGAAAUUUCUUUCUUGGUAAACUGUGAUCUGUGAAAGAUUUCUUCUCUCAUGAAGUUGACAGCGCUACACAAAGUAUAUUGUUAUUAAAUCUUUAUUUGAUACAGUAAAUGACUGAACUGAAUUCUAUAUAUUAACAUCUGAUUGUACUGAUGACAAUAAUGUAGGCUGCUGAAUAGUUUAUUUUUAGUAGUACUGAGAUUUCCUGUUUGC